AUGAAUAUUCUCUAUGAACCACUCUUGUUAAACAUUUCAUCUUUCUCUGACUUCCCCAAGUUGCUCAAACAUAAAACAUGUUCUUAUGUUCCAAAUGUUACCAAGUUUCAAAAAUACAAUAAUGCUGUCUUAUUGGCUAUGCAAGGUAAUGGAGAGUUCGCAGGUGAUGUUGCCAACUCAUUCAACCAUAAGGUUUACGCUAAUAAUGGAGGAGAGUUGAAUGGAAUUCCUCAUAUACAAACUCUUAGAGAAUUUCCUAGGAAGGAGCUUUUUGGAAAAGUUGUCAUGGUUAGAUUUGAUUCUAACAUAUUGCUCAAGCAAAAGCAUAACCAGAAGAAUCAAUCAGAUUUUAAUGCACUGUUUACAAUUCAAUAUUUACAUGAAAUUGAAUCAAAAGUCAUUCUAGUCAGUGAUUGGAGCACAAAUACUUUACAACUUCACUCACAAUCAGUUGCAGAUUUCUUAUCAGGAAUUCUCCAAAUUCAAGUUGUUCCACUGCAAGGCAUUUCUUGUAACAAGCUAUCAAAGAUUAAAGACCUCCUCCAUAAAGAGAAUAUCUAUCUUAUUGAGAAUCUUUAUAAUCUCAAAUACGAAGUUGCUAAUUGUUUGGAGUUUUCUAGAGUAUUAUCGACAGGAGUUGAUAUCUUUGUCAACGAUUCCUUCUCGAACUCUCAUAAAGUUCUAGCAUCAACUGUUGGUGUUACUCGUUUCUGCUAUGCUUGUUUAGCUGGAUUUCACUUUGAAGAGAACCUUCGUCUCGUGAAGAAUUUAGCAGAAACCAACAAGAAACCGUAUGUAGCAAUUAUUGGAGGGGGUAAUCUUGCCGAGAAAGCAGCAUCCUUUCGGUUUUUAGCCUCCAGAUGCCAAGGUUUUGUUUUCGUUGGAAUGAUGUCAUUUCAAAUAAUGCAUGCAUUAGGAGUACAAGUUCCCAUUGAUUUUGUCGAUCAUAAAGCAUUGACGGAGGCUCUAGAGAUAUUGAAACUCGCUUGCGAUAACAAUGUGAAGAUAUUGUAUCCAAAAGAUUUAUGGUGCAGGAAUAAAUAUAAUCCAAGGCAAUUGCAGGUUUUUCCUUCUCAUGGAAUUUUGGAUGGUUGGGUGCCUAUUGACCUUGGACCUAUAACAUUGGAUGAAAUUAGUUCCUUGCUUUCAGAUUGUAAGAAAAUAAUUUGGAUUGGUCCAGUGAAAUUUGCCGAUGGAAGUGAACAAACAAAAGGAGCAUCUAAGUUGGCGAAAAUUCUUGAUCAAGCAAGCAAAGGAAACUGUGAAACAACUGUUGUUGGGACUACAGCAUGCAAUCUUGUGACACAAGAAACAAGUUCGCUAUCAUCUAUAAACAUGGUUGAGAAUGCUUCGGUAGUAUGGGAAUUUCUCAAAGGAAGAAAACUCCCUGGUGUUAUGGCCGUUGAUAGAGCAUACCCUUUUGAAAUCAAGUGGAACAAUGUUUACUCGGACCCAACUCAAUCUCUUGUGGUUGAUAUCGGAAGUGGCAACGGACUUUUUCUUUUCGAAAUGGCAAGAAAGAGGAAGGAUUUGAACUUUCUCGGUUUGGAAAUGAACGAAAAGCUAGUUUUGCGCUGUCUUGAUUCUAUUCAACAGUUCGGCAUAAAGAAUGGGCAUUUCAUUGCUACUAAUGCAACAUCGACAUUUCGUUCAAUUGUUUCUUCUUACCCAGGAGAGUUAGUUCUUGUAUCAAUACAGUGUCCAAAUCCUGAUUUCAAUAAACCUGAACAUAGAUGGAGAAUGCUGCAAAGAUCUUUAAUCGAAGCAGUGGUGGAUCUUCUAUCAUCUGGCGGAAAGGUCUUUUUGCAAUCUGAUGUAGAAGAAGUAGCAAUGAGAAUGAAAGAGCAGUUUUCGAGAUAUAGCAAGAAUAAGCUUGUUAUGGAGCAUGGCCAAAGUGAUUAUUGGCUUGAUGAAAAUCCAUUUGGAGUUAAGUCAGAUUGGGAAAAACACGUUUUAGAGCGCGGAGCGCCUAUGUAUCGAAUGCUGUUUUCUAAAUCAUCUGAGAUAAGAAGUGAAGUUUCUGUUUCAAAUGAUGUGAUUCAGAAAGUUGGUUAA
Messenger RNA from Lathyrus sativus (Indian pea), 2055 nucleotides. The record is from the annotation of a GenBank genome assembly. Lineage: Eukaryota; Viridiplantae; Streptophyta; Magnoliopsida; Fabales; Fabaceae.